Messenger RNA from Cylicostephanus goldi, 618 nucleotides. The record is from the annotation of a GenBank genome assembly. Lineage: Eukaryota; Metazoa; Nematoda; Chromadorea; Rhabditida; Strongylidae.
AUGUAUUUAAAAUUUGAUGUGCAAAUCAAGAAAACACAUCAUAGUCUGUUGAAUCUGAAAUGCAAGCCCUUCAAAGACGUUGUCUGCACUGGAGAACUACAGUGGACUGGUGGUCUUGCAGAAGUAAAUAAUGGAACUCAUAAUGUCUUGAACGCCAUCUGUUGUUCUUAUCCCGGAAUGGCUCGCUCACAACUUUUACGAACCAUUUUCCUUGGACAAGAUGAUAGUUAUGAAGGAGGAGUGAAUGAGAAGUCUGGACGGUCUGGAGGGUUCGAUAUAAUCAAGGAAGUGCGAAAAUCGGUUACUGGAGAUAACAGAAUACAGUACAUUGUUACGAUUCAUCGACUACCAUGCAUAACAGAUCGUAUGCGUUCUCGAGGCUACGCGCGAAGUCAGAGCAGAAAUAAGCGUCGCAUGGAUGACACCAAGAAAGAAGAUGAAUAUGAGUACGAAUGGGAAGGGAAUGAUGGACCACGUCGUUACCGUGAUCGAACUGAGCGCCCGAUUAGGCGCAAUCGACGAGUGGGAUAUAGGCGACGUCCUGCCAUGCGGGAUUAUGACGAUUACUACGAUUACGACUAUGCUGUAAUUGUUCCGCGUCAAAUGGUGUCCAGGUGA